This is a messenger RNA of Paraphaeosphaeria sporulosa, 1185 nucleotides long. RefSeq lists its product as uncharacterized. The record is from RefSeq and is a predicted model, not a curated record. Lineage: Eukaryota; Fungi; Ascomycota; Dothideomycetes; Pleosporales; Didymosphaeriaceae. The transcript has 4 exons. Bases 1 to 1185 code for a protein of 394 amino acids.
AUGGAGCUUCUCAAUGUUCCGAAGGAGCUCUUCAAGCACAUCGUGCUCGAGCUUCUCGUGGAUGUUGGGUCAAAAGGAGACGAGCGCGAGGAGUUCGUGGAGUCCUUGUGUCAGAUGGUCACGCGCAACAAUUCUUACCACAAAGUCGCCUCACUAUUGCGGAGAAGCUUGAGGCAGCAGCUGGAGUCGACAGCAUCGCCCUUGUCAAGCGGCUCCGUAAUAGACUUCUACAAUCAAGGCGACAUGGGAUCGUGCUGCAUCAGAGUGGCUAGCCAUACCAGCAGCUGGUUCGAUGGUCGGAACUCACCCGAACUAGAGAUUGUAUUCGAUAGGUCAUUGGCAGUUGCCAUGCUAUACUGCAGGACAACCGCCAUGGCAGAUCUGAUCCUCCGCAUGUCUAAGCUAGAUAGCCAGCUACACGUGUGGAAGCGGAUAGACCGCUUCAACCCUUGGGUCCUGAAUGCCGUGAAGUCUGGGAUAGUCGCACACUUUCGCUUCAUCCUGAACCACCAUUGCCAGGAACUGAAUCGCGAGAACCCUGUCCCGACCUGGUUUUGGGAUGCCCUCUGUCUGGCCUGUCGCAUGAAUAGUGCUGCGAUCGUUGCCGAGCUCCUGGAACACAUGAAGUCGAACGAGAUGAUCGCUUCUGAACCCCACCAGAAGGAAGAGACCGCGCUGAACACCGCUAUCCGAUAUGGAGGCGCAAAGUCUGUGGUCGCUGUUCUAUCAGCCGGGGCGAAGGUGGACGGAGUGCGUUUAAAGGCCCGGAUGGCAUGUCCAGAUCGAAACAGCGUCAUGGGUACGACGAUGGCCAAAGCUUUACGGGUAAACUGGUCAUGGCGCCUUUCAACACUGCCCUUCACCGAUGACGCCUUACCUGUUGACGCGGAAGGCUCAUCGAUUUGUUUCUUGGCUCGACCAAAGCGAGCAUUCUCUGGUGGAUUCGCUUGGCAGUCAAGCAAAAGGGGAUGUUGGGAGAUUAACAGAUCGAACGUCUUCUUGAUGCGUCUCCAAGCAUUGGGACUGUGUUAUGUACUCUUCAUAACUUGGAUGAUUCUGGACAGAGGGUACGGCUGCUCCCUUGCACACUCGUGUAGGAAGAUUGUUGGCGUGAUCAUGUCGGUGCUUGUGAGUCGGACUGAAGAUCGGACUACUCGUGUCACCAGUGCUAGUUUAGCGGGGUGA